AUAUGAUAGUCUGUUGAGAGCCGAAAAUCAGAUUCAGAAUCGCAAUAGCACAGCUAGGACGUCAAAGAAGUAGUGUAUGUAGAAUCUUGGUUAUAAGAGGUUUUGAUUUGUCAUUAAUUUUUCAUCACUGCAACUCCGGCUGGUCCUGUGCUAUCGGCGCGUACGUAUAUCCAUCGUGAUCCAAAUGUUGCGUGGUCAGCAUUUCAUGGGGAUAUGGUUUUUGGUUUUCAUCUUAUCACAACUAUGCAGCAUCAGUUUUUCAGUCUCUGUAGGACACUGGUCUUGCGACGAUGACGCCUUAACGGCGUUCAUCAGUCCCAGGAGUUAUGAAAACCUCACAGAAGAACAGGCGAGGACCACUUUCAAUGGGUUUACAAAUUCCAAGUUACUGACAAGGGCCGCAACUACUACGCAAUGUUUCCAGGAAUACUAUGCUCACAUCAAUCCAUCACAGCCAACCCCAAUAUGGCUAAUGGGGGGCACCACUGCAUCAUGCUACCCACAGCUGAUUGUCUGUCCCAAAAGAAUGAGAUUAAUCCUACAGUACAAUUUCGUGACUCAACCCAGCUACUGUUCCAGUGCAGAAAUGGUAGACAACGCGUUUGUCACGUACCCGUCAGGUAGAAGACAUCCUUCUGAAGCUUUAGUAACAUGUGACAGUCAGAGUUACCUGGUGGGGUCUGCCACAGUCAGCUGCCAAUCGAAUGGAGAAUGGUCCACAUCACCCAAAUGCGAACGAUUCAAAUGCUCCUAUAAGCCGGGUAUAGCCAACGGGAAGUUCAGUUCUACAGGAGUGCUCGAGGGCGAUAAGGCAAAGGUGGUGUGCAAUGAAGGCUUUCAUCUGGAUGCUGGCAUGGACAGACAGUACACCUGUGAUCAUGACGGCUGGCCCAACGUUUCAUCCUCUUGCAAGCGAAUCACGUGUCGAAGCCCAAACAGAUCGAGGAAUACAAACGUGCUUCCGCAGAGAGCAGCCUUCGUCUACAAUGAAGUUGUGAACUUCUCCUGCGCUGUGGGGUACUCUCUGGUGGGAGCUGCCACAGCGACAUGCAAGCGUUUGGGGUGGACCCAGAUUCCCCAUUGCGAAAAAAUCGGUUGCGUGGCCAAUAUCAACAACACAUCAGGGUACUUGGUGUUCAGCGGUCUGACUAGCGGCAGUACAGGUAGAUUACACUGUUAUGCAGGCCACGAAUUGCGGGGAGAUCCCACCACGAUCUGUGACGAGUGGGGUGACUGGAGGUCAAUCAAAGGCCACUGUGAAGCCAUGUCCUGCAGACCACCACAGCUGAACGACUUCCUCCGCAUAGAGAAUGAGACUGGCAAUAGGUCUUACCGUCUGAAAGAAGUGGUUUAUUUCUCCUGUGCUGAGGCGUACAUACUGAGAGGAAAAAACUGGACAGUAUGCACUGAGCAUGGCAGAUGGACUCAAGUUCCGUACUGCAUUGAGAUAUCGUACCCGUUUGUUACUGUCCAACCUGGAACGCCGCAUAGCGGACAGCAGCCAGACUGGAAGAGUGUUGGCGGAAGCAGAGCAAUACUAGUUGCAAUUGCCUUCUGCGGAGCAACAGCAUGCGUCAUGGGUAUAGCGUUGUUUUUGUCCAGCAGAGGGAUCAUGCCCAAGGCAAUACCAAGACUGCUAGGGAGGUUGGAGACCCUGCCACGGCAGUUGGCGGAAAGGUUCACAAAUCUCACACCAUCCAGCCCUAACCCCGUCACUGCUAGUACGACGUCCACACUGCCAGUUGUCACCUACUCUAACAGUCACUGUUCCUCAGCAAUGCCUAACUCUAGGACAUUUGCCAGUGAUGAUGGUACCAGCAAUCCAGGUCGCGAGCGUGAGAGCUCCCACGAAUUACAGUCCCAGCAUGUUCACAGCUCGAUCGCACUUCUGGGCGUCGUACACAGACCCCAGGCAGAAGAUGAUGUGUACGCGACGGUCGAUGCACCCACUGAAGGGAACGAGGGAGAUUCUGUCCAAGAUAGCUCACCCUAUGAAGCCAUAUACUCCCAGGUGAAGAAGAUUGGGAGCGCACAAAAUCAACAGCAGGUCGCACCCAAGUACGCCGAGGUCAAGAAAAAAACACAGCCCGAAGUCAAUCCAGUGAAUACAUCACAAGCAUCUGUGAGCAAUGAUCUGUAUAGUAAGGUGAACAAAUGUCGUACAUAGAUAUCUAUGUAGUCACAACCAACUCUGGCCGUAAAUGCAUGGCUUACAUGUGCAUCUUCAUCUCACGAAUGUUAAGCAAUGACCACAUUCAGCACUUAGUCAAUGUCAAUUGUAUCUACUCACACUUGUUUAAUGAACUCCAAGCUAGCAAUCAAUAAUAGACUGUGGUGCUACCUAAUUCCGCCAAUGCAACGUAAACGAAUUUAUGAUAUCACUCCUCCUUAUAUCCACUUUCAGUGAAUGAAAAUUACCUCUUGUCAUCAAGCCAUUUAUAAGGAUUUCUAUCCGUUUAGAGCAUUCUUUGCCAAACUACAUCAUACACUCAUAAGUAAAAUAUAACAUUGAACAUUUUCUGGUUUGAGGGAAAGACACAAAUGGGAAAAGAAUUAUGAACUGGUCGUAUACUGCCGGCAUAAACAAAUCAUACGCUGUUUAUUUUUUUCUUCAUACAAUUAUCCUCUUCAUUUGUGUUAACAUCCUUUAUCUUUGCAAAUUGUGUUUUGUUGCCCGUAAAAGAGGCUUUUGUAACAAA
Messenger RNA from Sycon ciliatum, 2699 nucleotides. RefSeq names its product CUB and sushi domain-containing protein 1-like. NCBI's taxonomy places the organism in Eukaryota, Metazoa, Porifera, Calcarea, Leucosolenida, Sycettidae. The record is from RefSeq and is a predicted model, not a curated record. The transcript is spliced from 9 exons. The coding region runs from base 185 to 2167 and encodes 660 amino acids.